Molecule: messenger RNA, 609 nt
Organism: Caenorhabditis remanei
Lineage: Eukaryota; Metazoa; Nematoda; Chromadorea; Rhabditida; Rhabditidae
Exons: 3
Coding region: 1-609 (202 amino acids)
Source: RefSeq, a predicted model, not a curated record
AUGUCGAGUUUUCUCAAACUUGUCGUUGUUGGAACUAUUCUGCUGGGACUCGCCCAUGGAGCGAGUGUUGCAACUGCUGAAUCAAAGGAGUCAAAUUGUACUGUUGCUGAUGGGUUUCAAGCGUUGUCUUGUCUUAUGCGAUUGAGUGACUUCUCUGACAAAAUCGACGAACUCGACAUGAAUGACAAAAAUGAGGUCAAAGAGUUCAAGAGAUCCUGUGACUCGCUUCAUAACUGCUUUGCAACUCUCACUUGUAAGAAACCAGAUGUUGAAACCCAAAAUGCUGUCAAUUCCAUAAGAAACUACUGCGAUGCUGUUGUUUAUGUUUCCUCCGACUUCGCUGAAUGCAGUGAUAAGCUUGAAAACAUGAAUUCGAAAUGCUUCGAAGAUUGGGAACCAUUCCCGGAAAGUAUUGAUGAGGAGAGAGAUGAAAAGAAGAAAGAAGAGAUGAAGAAAGAAGCGUGUAAGAAUUAUUUUGGAAAAGACAACUGUUUGAAGAAGGAGAUCACCGAAACAUGCAGUGAACAAGAGUGGAUGGGAUUCCGUGAUCACUUCAUCUCCAUCAGCAGCUUGGUCAAUAAUUGCGACUUCGGUCACUUGGUGAACUGA